AUGUCCAAAGCAGCAGCAGCAGCAGCAGCAGCAUCAGCUUCCACAGCAUCUUCCUCAUCGCAUAUGCAGCAGCUGGAAAGGAGCCUGCAGAAAUCCAGCGUCGAGUUUCAAAAUCUGCAAGCAGAGCUUGAAAAGGCUGUAGAUACGAGACAGACGCUUGCCGGACAAUUGAACGAAAAUGAAAGCGUUUUAAAGGUGAGCAAGAGCGCUUUGUGCAGUCGAUUUGGUGUGAGAUGCAGAGUUGCUGUGUGCUUAGCGAGGUGCCUCGAAACUUAGUCGACCGCUAGCCAUGAUUCGAGGUCGAGUCGCUUGGUCGGUAGACUUCGCUUAUAAUGAGGCCCUGGAUGGGUCACUCUACACCUACGGCUCAGCUCGGCGGGGCGGGUGAGCGAGCGAGAGUACAAAGUGAUUGCGAUUGUGAAAGCCCACAUUCAGACAUUCAGGCGGAUCGACGACCAAGCUUUUGCAGCGCUUGAACGCACGCUCACACAUGACCCUCAUCCUCGAUAGGAAUUCGACGCCCUUCCAAACAAAGGUGCGGGUGCCAAAGUGUACAAGGCAAUGGGUCCCGUCUUGCUGCAGCAAGAUCCAGCAGAGGCGAAGAGCAAUGUGCAAAAGAGGAUAGACUUUAUUCAGGGCGACAUGUGGGUGGAGCGGAUUGCCUUCAUGGCGUCAUGGCGUCAUGACGCAUGUUCGCUCCUUUGUGCUAACCUCUCCACUCUUUUGGCAUCACGAGUCUUGCAGUAGGCGAGCAGAGAUGCUGCUCAAAGAGCUUUCAGAGAAGGGCGAAAAGAAGAAAGAAGAGGUGAGGACGUCGUGGCGGCGUCGAGCGAUUGGAUCUCUGGCUGAAGCUGUGCUACGGCCCGACCUGGCCAGCUCGUCAGACUACAAUCUCAAUUGCAAGCGGCGGCGACAGGCGGUCCAGGCGAAGGCGCGGAUGUAGAAGCAGAUGGCGCCGGUGGCAUCUGA
Messenger RNA from Ceraceosorus bombacis, 969 nucleotides. The record is from the annotation of a GenBank genome assembly. NCBI's taxonomy places the organism in Eukaryota, Fungi, Basidiomycota, Exobasidiomycetes, Ceraceosorales, Ceraceosoraceae.